This is a messenger RNA of Paramuricea clavata, 612 nucleotides long. Lineage: Eukaryota; Metazoa; Cnidaria; Anthozoa; Malacalcyonacea; Plexauridae. The record is from the annotation of a GenBank genome assembly.
AUGUCUGAUUUUUUGACGAAGGUUGUGAAGUGUUUAGACCAAAUCAAAGCUCAAGGCCUUUCUAAUCUUGAAUAUGAUGGAAAGAAGCUCAAAUGGAGAAAUGAUAGAUUUGCGGAACUAAAAAAAAUUGUCGAAGAUAGUCUUGGUAUUAAAGGCAAAUGGUCGUCGCCCGGUGGCGGUAAUAAAAGAUUCAAGGAAGAAAAUGGCCAACUUAUACUAAACUGGUAUUUUAAGAAGCAAUGUACCUUGUUAUUUCAAGGUACGGAGGGAGGCGGCUUAAAGAAUAAACUGAUAUAUCUACUUGCCAAAGCAAAACCGCAAUCUUUUGUCGAGCAAGAAGGAAACACACCCGGUAAUGGCGGGUUUCCAGAUGAAGCCGACAGCAUCCUCGCUGUUAUACUGUGGACAGCGAACAGCAACCAUUUACUAGUUUAUCUCCUACUAGCGAAAACCCAAACGUAUCUACCGACAACUGUCUUUGUAGAUGUAAAUCAAUGGCAAUCGAAAUUGAAGGAUAAAACUGGACAUAGUCAUCCUACAAAGCGGCCAAAUGUCGAGCGAAAGCACAAAGACGAAAUGUACGAACGAAGAAAUAAGCAAGCCACAAAUUGA